ACUGCACUCUAGCCUGGGUGACAGAGUGAGACUCGGACUCUAAAUAAAUAAAUAAAUAAAUAAAUGUCACCUUUUAUUAAGUAGUGUAUGUGUGACCUUGAGUUACUCAACCAAGGUCACACAUACACGACUAAGAGGCAGCACAGAGAACAAACCCAGGUCGGGUCUGGCUCUAAGGCCCAUUUUCUUAGCUAGGAGGGCUCAGUCUGAGCUUUACCUUGGGCUUCACUUACAGGCCCUGCUUAAAGAGGGGGAAAGGAAAAGGAGAGAAUGACCCUCGUCUCUCAAGCACUAUACACCCUCAUUGUGACAACACGCCCAUGAAGGACCCUGGCCAGUAGGGCCCCCACUGAUACAAUCUGGUGAUUCCCAAGCAUACACAUCAUAUUUUAUCCCCAUUUUGCCAGUGAGGAAACUGAGACCCAGGUAGUUACAGUGACGUCCUCAUAGUCGCAUGGCUUGUGAUAAGAUGGGGACCCUGGCUUCUGGUGUGGUCCCAGACUGUACUACCCCAGCGAGGUUUCAGUGAGAAGGGUAAGACCACCUUCCCUGGAAGGGAGACAGAUGUGGAGCAGCACCUGGAAAGAAGCAGGCCUGGGCUCUGGCAUCAGUGUGCACACACACUGCAUCAGCUCUGAUUUUUUUUUUUUUUUUUUGUAGAGGUGGGACCUCUUGUCACCAAGGCUGGAGUGCCUUGGGAUUAUAGCUCACUGCAGCCUCUAACUCCUGGGCUCAAGCCAUCCUCCUGCCUCAGCCUCUUGAGUAGCUGGGACUAUUGGCAUGCACCUCCGCACCUGGCUAACUUUUAAAUUUUCUGCAGAGAUGGGAUCUCACUGUGUUGCCCAGGCUGGCCUCAAACUCCUGUGCUCAAACCACCCUCCUGUCGCAGCCUCCCUAAACACUGGCAUUACAGGUGUGAGCCACCACACCCAGUCCCCUUGACCUCUUUCAGCCUUGGUUUCCUGUCCAUAAGUGGGAGAAAUGUCACCUUGGCAGUCUGUGCAGCUUAGGAGAGACAAGUACAUUUGAUGUUGGUUACUAAAUGUUGGACCCUGGACCGGCACUCCAACAGCCGGUGCCCUGGGGGGCAGCCAUCAGGUGGGGCAUUUGCAGGCCUCUUCUUAUUCAGACAGCUCCAGGUGCUGAGCGGAAUCAUUGUCCACAUUCACUCUGUCAUUCUGAAGCGGUGUGUAGAACAUUCUAGAACACUCACCACGUGGCCCCUCCUGGGUCCUGGUGAUGCAGCUGUGAAUGAAGCAGGCUUGGGGUUGCUGCCACCUGGGGAGGAGCAGAAGGACUGUGGUCACAGCCACACGUGGACACGGUUACUAGGGUUCUGAUCUGCCGGAGGCGCUGGGCAAUGACCCCGGGACUCCAGGCCAGAGGGGUCUGAAGCUGUUUGGGAAAGCAGCGGGACUCCUUGGGAAGAUGGCCAUGGCCCCAAGCCCUUCCCUGGUGCAGGUGUACACCAGCCCCGUGGCUGUGGCCGUGUGGGAAUGGCAGGACGGGCUGGGCACCUGGCACCCCUACAGUGCCACCGUCUGCAGCUUCAUUGAGCAGCAGUUUGUCCAGCAGAAGGGCCAACGUUUUGGGCUUGGGAGCCUGGCCCACAGCAUCCCCUUGGGCCAGGCAGACCCCUCGCUGGCCCCUUACAUUAUUGACCUCCCCAGCUGGACCCAGUUCCGCCAGGACACCGGCACCAUGCGGGCUGUGCGGAGACACCUGUUCCCCCAGCACUCAGCCCCUGGCCGAGGUGUCGUCUGGGAGUGGCUGAGCGACGAUGGCUCCUGGACCGCCUAUGAAGCCAGCGUCUGUGACUAUCUGGAGCAGCAGGUGGCCAGGGGCAACCAGCUCGUGGACUUGGCCCCCCUGGGGUACAACUACACUGUCAACUACACCACCCACACGCAGACCAACAAGACUUCCAGCUUCUGCCGCAGCGUGCGGCGCCAAGCAGGGCCGCCUUACCCGGUGACCACCAUCAUCGCUCCGCCGGGCCACACAGGCGUCGCCUGCUCUUGCCACCAGUGCCUCAGUGGCAGCAGAACUGGCCCCGUGUCAGGCCGCUACCGCCACUCCAUGACCAACCUCCCUGCAUACCCCGCCCCCCAGCACCCCCCACACAGGACCGCUUCUGUGUUCGGGACCCACCAGGCCUUUGCACCGUACAACAAACCCUCACUCUCUGGGGCCCGGUCUGCGCCCAGGCUGAACACCACCAACCCCUGGGGCGCAGCUCCUCCUUCCCUGGGGAGCCAGCCCGUCUACCGCUCCAGCCUCUCCCACCUGGGACCGCAGCACCUGCCCCCAGGAUCCUCCACCUCCGGUGCAGUCAGUGCCUCCCUCCCCAGUGGUCCCUCGAGCAGCCCGGGGAGCGUCCCUGCCACUGUGCCCGUGCAGAUGCCAAAGCCCAGCAGAGUCCAGCAGGCGCUCGCAGGCAUGACGAGUGUUCUGAUGUCAGCCAUUGGACUCCCUGUGUGUCUUAGCCGCGCACCCCAGCCCACCAGCCCUCCCGCCUCCCGUCUGGCUUCCAAAAGUCACGGCUCAGUUAAGAGAUUGAGGAAAAUGUCCGUGAAAGGAGCGACCCCGAAGCCAGAGCCAGAGCCAGAGCAGGUCAUAAAAAACUACACGGAAGAGCUGAAAGUGCCCCCAGAUGAGGACUGCAUCAUCUGCAUGGAGAAGCUGUCCGCAGCGUCUGGAUACAGUGAUGUGACUGACAGCAAGGCAAUCGGGCCCCUGGCUGUGGGCCGCCUCACCAAGUGCAGCCACGCCUUCCACCUGCUGUGCCUCCUGGCCAUGUACUGCAACGGCAAUAAGGAUGGAAGUCUGCAGUGUCCCUCCUGCAAAACCAUCUAUGGAGAGAAGACGGGGACCCAGCCCCAGGGAAAGAUGGAGGUAUUACGGUUCCAGAUGUCGCUCCCCGGCCACGAGGACUGCGGGACCAUCCUCAUAGUUUACAGCAUUCCCCAUGGCAUCCAGGGCCCUGAGCACCCCAAUCCCGGAAAGCCGUUCACUGCCAGAGGGUUUCCCCGCCAGUGCUACCUUCCAGACAACGCCCAGGGCCGCAAGGUCCUAGAGCUCCUGAAGGUGGCCUGGAAGAGGCGGCUCAUCUUCACAGUGGGCACGUCCAGCACCACGGGUGAGACGGACACCGUGGUGUGGAACGAGAUCCACCACAAGACAGAGAUGGACCGCAACGUUACGGGCCACGGCUAUCCCGACCCCAACUACCUGCAGAACGUGCUGGCUGAGCUGGCUGCCCAGGGGGUGACCGAGGACUGCCUGGAGCAGCAGUGACCUCGCACCCCAGCACGCCCGCCUCUGGUGGCCACCCCGCUGCCCCAUGGCUGGCUGGGUGGCCAGGCAGGAAGUGCCCAGCCUGAGAGGCUGGGAGGUUUGUUGAGGGUGUGGGGUGUGCCCCACCUGAAGCCGGGGCUCCCCCUGCCUGCCUCUCUCUCCUCCUCCCCUGUGGGAAUUGGGCAGCCCUGGGCAGUUGUACUCAUGGGGGCUUAAGAUGCAGCUACCUCAGUGCGCAGGGCCCGUCUGUCCUCUGGGGGCUGCUUCGGGCCCGCGGUGCUCGGGGCCUGGUGUGGGGCGAGUAGAGACUUCCCCAGCCUGGACGGGCGUGGGUUCUGGGUCAGCUUCGUUUACCUCAAUUUUGUUUGCAAUAAAUGCUCUAUAGCCAAA
Molecule: messenger RNA, 3687 nt
Organism: Pan troglodytes (chimpanzee)
Lineage: Eukaryota; Metazoa; Chordata; Mammalia; Primates; Hominidae
Gene: DTX2
Product: deltex E3 ubiquitin ligase 2
Exons: 10
Coding region: 1429-3297 (622 amino acids)
Biological process (GO): Notch signaling pathway; protein ubiquitination
Molecular function (GO): zinc ion binding
Source: RefSeq, a predicted model, not a curated record